AUGAGGGCCGCGCAGGACAAGCAUCUGCAGGGUAUCAGCGAGGCCGCCUCGUCCACUCUUGUCACGGCAGGAGGGGGGCAAAAGAACGCACGCCAGCGAGGACAGCAAGAUGACGAGCAAGACGGCCGCGCUCCACGAAGGCUCAGCCGAGGCGGCGAGGGCGCAGGCCAGCACGGCGAGACAGGCAACGGUUGCGGCGGUGAGGCAGAAAUGGCAGGCCAUGGACACGAGCAGCGGCCCGAGGGACUUGCCGAAGACGCCGAGGCGGUUGCAUAUGAUGCUCGCUACGUCGAAGACGAAGGCUACGAGGGCCUGGGGCGCGCGCACGGCGGGCUGGUCAGCUCUGGGCUCUCUGCGGUCUCGGCUUCUGCUGCCUGGCCUGGCCUGGUCUGGCCUGGCGGCACGCUACGCACCACGGGGAACGUCAGCAGCAGGACGUGGGUGCAGACGGCGGACGCGGCGCCGGGGCGGCACGCGCGGUCCGUCUUGGUCCACCAGGCGUCGACGCCUACGAUGACGCCGGGGACGAGCACGGAGAUGCGGCGCACGCAGUUGUACGCGCUGACGAGGCGGUUGCGGACGGCGUGA
Molecule: messenger RNA, 588 nt
Organism: Metarhizium album ARSEF 1941
Lineage: Eukaryota; Fungi; Ascomycota; Sordariomycetes; Hypocreales; Clavicipitaceae
Exons: 1
Coding region: 1-588 (195 amino acids)
Source: RefSeq, a predicted model, not a curated record